UUAAAAGUUUCAGACUAAGAAUAUGAAAAACCAAAUUACUUUACUCCUCGGUGUGCUAGUGGUUAACCAGGGGAAAGUAUUUGCUGACUGUACAGAAAUUCAAGAACAGAAUACUCUGAAGACUAUCCAAUGGUUUAUUAGGCGAGUUCAAGGUUCAGCUAAUUGUUUAAAUAUUAUUGUUGGUAUGGAAACUGUAGUAGAUCUGGGAGGACAACAAUUGACUAUAGAGAAUGGAAAGGACAUUGAAGCUUUCAAAGAUACCCUUGCAGACUUUUCUAAGUGCUUUAUAGUUAUCUCCAGAGAGGUAGCCGUGUUAGAAAAUAUAAAUAAACUUAGAUAUCCUCCUACCCUGAUAAUUCUACUGAAGCAGGAUAUCAUUCACCAUAAAGAUCUAUUAGGACAAUAUUAGCAUUUUAUUUGGAUUUAGAAAGUACAAUAUUUUGCUUGAUUCUUUUUUGUCUUCUUUCUAAAUUAUAGGAAAACACUAUUUUUGUAAUAGAAAAGAUCUUUAUAUAAUAUUUACUUAAACUGAAAGUGUUUGUAAAGUUAUUUCAAAAACCCUCUAGAAAAAGAGUGACAUGUCCAAUUCACAACAAUACCCUUGGAAAGUUUUUUUUGCAAGUAUU
Messenger RNA from Eurytemora carolleeae, 626 nucleotides. RefSeq lists its product as uncharacterized. The transcript has 4 exons. NCBI's taxonomy places the organism in Eukaryota, Metazoa, Arthropoda, Copepoda, Calanoida, Temoridae. Bases 23 to 409 code for a protein of 128 amino acids. The record is from RefSeq and is a predicted model, not a curated record.